Messenger RNA from Oncorhynchus keta (chum salmon), 6112 nucleotides. RefSeq names its product putative protein FAM47C. Lineage: Eukaryota; Metazoa; Chordata; Actinopteri; Salmoniformes; Salmonidae. The record is from RefSeq and is a predicted model, not a curated record. The transcript is spliced from 2 exons. Bases 2300 to 3271 code for a protein of 323 amino acids.
AAAGAGAGGGAGAGAGAGCGAGAAACACAGACGGACAGAAACGUGCAUGAUCAGUGUAUGAUGACAGUUUUAUCAAUUAAUUCACUGCAAUAGCACUACUGCAACUGUGUAAAUUGUAUUACUGUUAACUUAACUUUAGUCCAUAGCUGCUCAGAGUAAACGUCCUGCCCUAACUGAAAUAUUGCCAACAGCUUUGAUGCACACAGAUUCAGCUUCAUAUUCGAUCUGAAAAAUGGAGGCACCAUUGUUACAGCCCCUCCCUGCUCUGUCUACUGGGUUUUGCUGUGCUUACUUUCUGCAGGAGAUUGGUGGGCGGAGUAGUAGAGGUGGGCGGAGCUGGGAGGGUCGUCAGUGCUGAUGGGGCAGGCACACUUGUGAAAUCUCAGCUGUGGCAUAAAGCCACUGUUUCCCCAUUCAGCAAGAGAUUCCUCUCUCCAUGCAUACCUUUGGUUGUUUUGAUGUAGCUGUGGCAGUUGACACACGUUCGGCAGUGUUAGCGCUUUGUUAUUUUUUGUGUGGUGACCAUGGCUGGGGCAGUUGUCUCAGGAGCACAUCCGUGGGGUAACCAGCUUGCUAGGAGCUUUGUCUGUGACACCGGGGUAAAGUGCAUGAAGACUGAGGUUGAGCUAGUAAUAGGUCUUGGGGAAGCUCCACUUGUUUUUUUGUUUUUUUCUAUCCUGUGUGGUUGACACUGAUUCUCUUUUGUCUGGUUUGGGGUACUCAAUUGGGGCGAGAGCAGGUUUUUUGUUUGUUGACUGUUUGACUAUGGCUAACAUUGAGUAAUUAUUCCAAGUCCUGAGGGAGGAACUUCUGGAUUGCUAUACUAAAGAUCAAUUGUUACAAAUUGCGACAUAACAUUGAGAUUGAUGAUAAACUGUCUGAAAGAGACCGUUAAGUCCAUACUAAAGGCCAAGUCCAUACUAAAGGCCAAGUCCAUACUAAAGGCCAAGUCCAUACUAAAGGCCAAGUCCAUACUAAAGGCCAAGUCCAUACUAAAGGCCAAGUCCAUACUAAAGGCCAAGUCCAUACUAAAGGCCAAGUCCAUACUAAAGGCCAAGUCCAUACUAAAGGCCAAGUCCAUACUAAAGGCCAAGUCCAUACUAAAGGCCAAGUCCAUACUAAAGGUUAAGUUCAUACUAAAGGUUAAGUCCAUACUAAAGGCCAACUUGAUUGAAUCCGGCAUUCUAAUGGAGAUGUUUUCUCCUGGUUUGGCUACAUUUUGGUCCACUCAAACGCCCAUAAUCCAAUCUUAUCUUUUGAACAGCAAAAAUAACUUUUGUUGCUACAACUAGAGCAUGAUAGACUAAAACGUCAACAAGCCUUGGAAAAGGAGUUGGAGGUAGAAAGGUUUAAACCGGAAACGGAGCAUGCCAAACUGACGCUGCAACAAGUCCGUUUAGACAUGGUCUGUCACGCCCUGGCCUUAGUAUUCUGUGUUUUCUUUAUUAUUUUGGUGAGGCCAGGGUGUGACAUGGGUGAUUUAUGUGUUUUGUCUUAUCUAGGGUUUUUGUAGUCUAUGGGGUUGUGUUCAGUUGAGUGUUCUAGGUAAGUCUAUGGUUUCCUGGAGUGGUUCUCAAUCAGAGGCAGGUGUUUAUCGUUGUCUCUGAUUGGGAACCAUAUUUAGGCAGCCAUAUUCUUUAGGUAUCUUGUGGGUGAUUGUUCCUGUCUCUGUGUUUUGCACCAGUGAGGACUGUUUCGUUUUUUCCACGUUUUCUUAUUUUGUAGAGUGUUCAUGUUUUCAUCUUUCAUUAAAGAUGUUUAUAAAUAACCACGCUGCAUUUUGGUCCUCCGAUCCUUCUCGCCUCUCCUCUUCGGAAGAAGAGGAAGAAAUCCCUUACAGAAUCACCCACCACAACAGGACCAAGCGGCGUGGUGACAGGCAGCGGCAGCAGGAGCAGCGCAAGGAGGAAUGGACAUGGGAUGAUGUGUUGGACGGCAAGGGUUGCUACACAUGGGAGGAGAUCCUGGCGGGAAAGGAUUGCCUCCCAUGGGAACAGGUGGAGGCAGCUAGGAGAGCAGAGGCAGCCGGAAAUAGGAGCCGUCGAUACAAGGGAACACGGCUGGCAAGGAAGCCCGAGAGUCAGCCCCAAAAAUUGGGGGGAAGCACACAGGAAGUGUGGCGAAGCCAGGUAGGAGAUCUGCGCCAACUUCCUGUGCUUACCGGAGGACUAGAGAGACCAGGCAGGCACCGUGUUAUGCUGUGGAGCGCACGGUGUCCCCAGUGCGAGUGCAUAGCCCGGUUCGGUACAUACCAGCUCCUCGUAUCGGCCGGGCUAGAGUGGGCAUCGAGCCAGGUGCCAUGAAGCCGGCUCUACGCAUCUGGUCUCCAGUGCGUCUCCUUGGGCCGGCGUACAUGGCACCAGCCUUGCGCAUGGUGUCCCCGGUUCGCCUGCACAGCCCAGUGCGGGCUAUUCCACCUCGCCGCACUGGCAGGGCGACCGGGAGCAUUCAACCAGGUAAGGUUGGGCAGGCUCGGUGCUCAAGAGCUCCAGUGCGCCUGCACGGUCCGGUCUAUCCAGUACCACCUCCACGCAUCAGCCCUCCGGUGGCAGCUCCCCGCACCAGGCUUCCUGUACGUGUCCUCGGCCCAGUACCACCAGUGCCAGCACCACGCACCAGGCCUACAGUGCGCCCCGCCUGUCCAGCGCUGCCAGAGCCUUCCUCCUCUCCAGCAUCGCCUGAGCUGCUUGCCUGCUCAGCGCCGCCUGAGCUGCCCAUCUGUGAUGAGCCGCCAGAGUCUCCCAUCUGUCAUGAGCCGCCGGAGUCUCCCGUCCGUCAUGAGCUGCCAGAGCCGCCAGUCUGCAAGGAGCCGCCAGAGCUGCCAGUCAGCAAGGAGCCGCCAGAGCUGCCAGUCAGCAUGGAGCCGCCAGAGCUGCCAGUCAGCAUGGAGCAGCCAGAACCGCCAGUCAGCAUGGUGCAGCCAGAACCGCCAGUCAGCAUGGAGCACCCAGAGCCGCCAGUCACCACAACAGGACCAAGCGGCGUGGUGACAGGCAGCGGCAGCAGGAGCAGCGCAAGGAGCUGCCAGUCUGCCAGGAUCCGCCAAAGCCGCCAGUCUGCCAGGAUCCGCCAAAGCCGCCAGUCUGCCAGGAUCCGCCAGAUCCGUCAGUCUGCCAGGAUCCGCCAGUCUGCCAGGAUCCGCCAGAGCCGCCAGUCUGCCAAGAUCCGCCAGAGCUGCCAGUCUGCCAGAUUACGCCAGAGCCGCCAUUCAGCCAGGAUCCGCCAGAGCCGCCAUUCAGCCAGGAUCUGCCACAGCCGUCAACCUGCCUGAGCUAUCGCUUAGUCUUGGGCUACCUCUCAGUCUUUAGCUACCCCUCAGUCUUUAGCUACCCCUCAGUCUUUAGCUACCCCUCAGUCUUUAGCUACCCCUCAGUCCCGAGCUACCCCUCAGUCCCGAGCUACCCCUCAGUCCCGAGCUACCCCUCAGUCCUCUCAGUCCUGAGCUACCUAUCAGUCCUGAGCUACCUCUCAGUCUUCAGCUACCCCUCAGUCCCGAGCUGCCCCUCAGUCCAGUGGGGCCCUUUGUUACUAAGCGGACUAAGACUGUGUUGGAGUGGGGUCCACGUCCCACGCCAGAGCCGCCACCGUGGACAGACACCCACCCAGACCCUCCCCUAUGGGUUUAGGUGUGCGCCGGGAGUCCGCACCUUUGGGGGGGGGUGGGGAGUGGGGGGGGGGGUACUGUCACGCCCUGGCCUUAGUAUUCUGUGUUUUCUUUAUUAUUUUGGUGAUGCCAGGGUGUGACAUGGGUGAUUUAUGUGUUUUGUCUUAUCUAGGGUUUUUGUAGUCUAUGGGGUUGUGUUCAGAUGAGUGUUCUAGGUAAGUCUAUGGUUGCCUGGAGUGGUUCUCAAUCAGAGGCAGGUGUUUAUCGUUGUCUCUGAUUGGGAACCAUAUUUAGGCAGCCAUAUUCUUUAGGUAUCUUGUGGGUGAUUGUUCCGGUCUCUGUGUUUUGCACCAGUUAGGACUGUUUCGGUUUUUCCACGUUUUCUUAUUUUGUAGAGUGUUCAUGUUUUCAUCUUUCAUUAAAGAUGUUUAUAAAUUACCAUGCUGCAUUUUGGUCCUCCUCUCCUUCCCAGGAAGAAAACCGUUACAUGGUCAGAGAUGGUAAGCUCUCUGACAUGUCUCUUAAUGACAGUUACGGUGAUUUCUCUGGAGUUCGUGCUCAGCUUUCCUUCAAUGUAGCUGGAAAAUUGAGGCUCCGGAAGAAAUUCAGUGAAAAGAGUAGCAGAUUCCACGAAUUGGCCUGACACCGACUGUACAUUGAUGUUUCAAUGUGUGCUAACUGGAAAGCACAAGAGGCCUACUCGGCUCUUAACGUUGCUGACAGCUAAAACUAGGGCAAAGUUAAAGCUGCUGUGUUGCACGCCUAUGAGUUAGUUCUAGAAGGGUAUCGCCAGUGGUUUAGAACCUGGAAAAUAGCUAACAAACAGACUUUUGUUGAGUUCGCACGGGAUUUGCACACCCAGUUUAAUCGAUGGUGCACUUCGUUAGAUGUUACAACCUACGAGCAGUUGUGCUGGAGCAGUUCAAAGAUUGUCUCUGACCGCCUUGCCACAUACAUAAAUGAGCAUAAGGUGCAGACCGCCUCCGGGGCUGCCGUGUUGGCUGAUGAAUAUGUGUUGAGGCAUAAAGGUCACUUUGGGGAACCCAUUUUUAGCAGUGAUGGUCGCAGGGAUAGUUUUGGGACUAAAUUCUUUCCUACUGGGCCUGACCUUGUCUCAAGGGUUGACUGUGGUUCCCAUGAGAAGUCAGAUCAUGGCAAAAUCUGCAAUUACUGCCGUGGUAAAGGUCAUUGGAAAAAUGAAUUCCCUGUUCUUAGCGUUAAAGCUAGGCCUUCUGGGGUUAAUGUGCCCGUAAAGCCUAUGGAAUUAGUGGCACCUGCUUCUAAGUUAAGGGAUUCAAUUGUUCCACCUCAGGACUAGUUAAAAUAACCAUUGGGUAUGGUUGACAGUGCAUCCAUCUAUUAACCGUUCAUUACUGAGGGUUACGUACCUCUGAUAGGUAACCAAGAGAGUGUCCCGGAUGAGCCCCCACUUGUUACAACCUGGCUGAAGAUUGUAACAAAUCAUGGGAAACCACACACUGAGUAAAGGAAUAACAAAAUGAAUGUAUUCCAUACAUAAAGUAAACACUCUCAACAAUAAUCAGAUGAGGCAGGAAGGUCAGUAAAUUAGGGGUCAACUGCCAAAGCCACAACAAAACAACCAAAGGUAUGCAUGGUAAGGAAUCUCUUGCUGAAUGGUGAAAAAGUGGCUUUAGCUGAGCUUUCACAAGUGUGCCCCAUCAGCACUGACGACCCUCCCAGCUCCGCCCACCUCUACUACUCAGCGAAAUGCACCAGCCACUUUUCAACGCCUUAUGAACAGGGUUGUUUCUGGUUUGGAGGGAUGUGCUGUGUACCUCGAUGAUGUAGUUGUGUACAGUGAUACAUGGGAACAACACUUGUGCCGUGUAGCAGCACUGUUUGGUCGCCUGGCAGAAGCUCGACUUACCAUUAACUUGGCAAAGUGUGAGUUUGCCAGGCGAACUGUGACAUACCUUGGUGAAGUUGUCGGUCAGGGGGAAGUACGGCCGGUACGCACUAAUGUUUUGGCCAUUGAUCAUUAUACUCACGUCCAACCACUAAAAAAGAUCUCCAGUGUUUUUUUGGGAUGGUCAGCUACAACCUCAGUUUUGUAAGAAUAUUUAGACUGAGGCCGCACCCCUUACUGACUUGCUUUGGGCAAAGGCCAACUUUGUGUGGUCUCCAUUAUGUCAAUGGUCCUUUGCGGACGUUAAAGCUCUUCUCAGUACUGCUCCUGCAGGAGAUUGGUGGGUGGAGUAGGUGAGGUGGGUGGAGCUGGGAGGGUUGUCAGUGCUGAUGGAGCACACUUGUCAAAGCUCAGCUCUGGCAUAAAGCCACUGUUUCCCCAUUCAGCAAGAGAUUCCUCUCUCCAUGUUCACAUCUAAUUUACUGACCUUCAUCUGAUUAUAGUUGUGAGUGUUUACUUUAUUUAUGGAAUAAAUUAAUUUUGUUAUUCCUUUACUCCGUGGGGUUUCCCAUUGUUUGUUACAAUCUUGAGCCAGGUUGUAACACCAUACACAGACAUACUCAUGGCUAUGACCUAAUUGG